This is a messenger RNA of Rhagoletis pomonella (apple maggot), 1803 nucleotides long. RefSeq lists its product as uncharacterized. The transcript is spliced from 4 exons. The record is from RefSeq and is a predicted model, not a curated record. Lineage: Eukaryota; Metazoa; Arthropoda; Insecta; Diptera; Tephritidae. Bases 187 to 1788 code for a protein of 533 amino acids.
UCAGGGUAUAAUUUGUUAGUGUAAUUUUUUACUUAUAUACGGCCAACACCACCUUGUUCAAUACGCCUUGGCUAUUGUCUUCGAAUCGACAGUCUUUUCUUAUUUUCGUUCAGAUAUUGGGAAUUUCGAAAUAUUUUUGUUUCUUGAGCUGUGAAUGGUCUAUUCGGCAAAUAAAUACGUUGUCCAAUGGGAAACUCAAACUUUAGAAGUGACUCUUGCAGCGACGGCACUAACGCAGGGUCAGGUGGUGCCAAGGAAAAACACCUUAAAUCAACCCCUACCCUUCCUAUUGUUGAUGGGUCUUCCACAGCAAGCAACCAUGCUUUCUUGAAAGCGGAGAAAUCUAUGAGUAGAUCUGCAUCAGGCGCGGAUGUUACGGAGAAGUAUUUGACACAAUUCGUACCAAUUGAAAAGUUAUCCGAAAUACUUAAGGAGAAAUCAGCCAAGCAUAGUGUCAAUGGCAUAGUUGCGGACGUAUUUGUGUCGCAAGUAUUUCCUCAAUAUGCUGAUUUAGGUAAACGACUUUUUCGACUAAUGCAUUCAGCAUCGAAAGCUACAACUGCCUAUCUUGGUACUGUAGCAUUCCGCCAACAAUGCGAACGAUUUCUUGGCAUAAUGGAUGAUGACAAAACUUUGGAAUGUUAUAUAAAAAUGUUUGCAGAAGAGGACAAUCCAGAUUUUAUUACUAAAGAAGGAGUGACCCGCUUACUUUUCACGUGCUAUACUAUAGCUAUGCAACACUCCGGCAACGCAAUAUUAUGCCCAGCGAUCAAUCGAACCUUCGGUUCGGUGACCAAAUCAAUAUUUUUUAGCCACGACAAUCUAAGUGUAGGCUUUGUUUGUCGUUGGUUUGAACAGAAUCUUAUUCGUUUGGUCGCGUUGGUGCAUAAAUAUUGUGUACAUACAUUGUCAACUGCUUAUAGAGGUCUUGAACAACAUAAUCAAUCAUGCGGCAUUGAACUACAAACACCAGUGUUGGAACAACGUAAUCCAUUUCCUGAUGCAGCCGGCAGAGAUACUGGUAAUUCAAAAUACGAGUCCUUAAUGCCAUUAUCACAAGCGUGGCUAUUGGCAGGCGCCCUUCCACCACUUUACUCCAAACCGCAGACCAUCCAAUCUCCAAACGCUAAUAAGUCAUCUGCAGCGCAAAUUUUCAAAGAUAAACUUUCCAUGAUGCCAUCACAUUGGGCUUUAUUAUAUGACUCGAAUGAACAUGGGUUGGGUGCUAAUCGGUUUCUGCACCAUGUUCUUGGCUACCGCGGACCAACACUUGUUUUAAUACACACCAAGGACGACCAGACUUAUUGCAUUGCCUCGCCAACUGAAUGGAAAGAAACGCAUUUGUAUACGGGAGGGGAAGGUAGUUGCAUUCUUCAACUUUUUCCAAAGUUUGUGAUAUUGGAGAAGAAGUCCAAUAUUUUGUAUUUAAAUACAAGCAUACGUGGAUAUCCUAAGGGACUUCGUGCUGGAUCAGAUCCCAGAAAACCAGUUAUUGCUGUAGACGAACAUUUUGAAAAUGUGGAUUGCAAAGGAUUAGCAGCAGAACUGAUAGCGAUCGAGGUAAUCAAAAUAUUUAUUUUAUUUUAUAUAUUUUUUUUUUACUAUAUUUGUACAAUAAAUAAAUAUUCUACAAAUACAUUACGAUUCGCAGCACUGGCGACGAAGUCCCUCAGCUGUCCUUUGCAUCUUAUUCGAAUGAAAAUAUCUAUCUUUGCAUUUUGCUUUAUUCCAGGAAUGGGCAGAUUUUCGGCCCUUAAAGCAGUCAAAGAGCCAGCAAGAGCUACGUAAGAGUUAAAUAUGUUC